This is a messenger RNA of Cyphellophora attinorum, 2361 nucleotides long. RefSeq names its product Protein sip5. Lineage: Eukaryota; Fungi; Ascomycota; Eurotiomycetes; Chaetothyriales; Cyphellophoraceae. Gene Ontology annotation, cellular component: cytoplasm. The record is from RefSeq and is a predicted model, not a curated record. Bases 1 to 2361 code for a protein of 786 amino acids. The transcript has 2 exons.
AUGGGUAACUCGUCGUCCAAAGACGCACGUGGUCAGCAAGACCAUCGAGCAAGUGGCAGCAGUAGUCCGACAAGGAGACAAGAUGCCGCUGUCCCCGCCCCAGAACCCUCUCCACGCAGCAAUGGACUCUCCUCGCGACAUCGAUCCGGCAGCCGUCCUGAUUUCUCUUUCCUCGGCAUUGGUGGGAACAACCAACAGGAUACUGUUUCGUUGGAGCAGCGUCGAGAGAACAAGGUUGAGCGAGAAGCACGAAAGGCCGAAAAGGAGCGGCAGGCUAGGAUCAAGGAAAGAGAAAGGAGCAUGAAAGAGGAGCACGUUGAUGGUGGCUUCCUGGUCACCCAAGGUGUUUACGUUGGUACUGAGGACUUCAACAAAGGGAUCGUUCGGCAAUUGAUGAUCGAGCGCAGAGUGGCACCUUUCUGGAGAGGACUGAAUGAUGUGUCCGAGUCAUGGGCCGAACACCAAAUCAUGGCCGCAGCUCGAGGGAUGCCAAUCCCACCCGCCGACCAAGUCCCUCCAGAACUCGAGUACAGGCUGGCCAGAAAAGCGACCGAUCCCAAGGAUAAGUCGCUCAAGAAUCUGACUCUGCCGAUCACUGGACGAUCGCAGUCAUCUCAGUCUGACAACGUUGCCCUGUCCCUACCAAAUCAAUCGCUACCACUGCCAUCGCCUCUUUCGCCUCAUCCGUCCUCGUCACCAACCUCUCCCUUGUUCAGAGCGAGAGCUAAAACGCUCGCAUCGCUGACCACAUCAUCAAGGAACACCAGUCAAGCCGACAUGACCCCUCGAGCGUUCCAACUGCCGGUCGACCCUUUCGUCAAUGGCCAGCCAAUUGAAGUCUACUUGUAUAAGGAUGCAUCAGAGUGCCCGAUUUGCUUUCUGUACUAUCCACCGUAUCUGAACACAACAAGGUGCUGCGAGCAGCCAAUCUGCUCUGAGUGCUUUGUCCAGAUCAAGAGACCUGAUCCGCACCCUCCGGAGCAUGAGCAGCCGGACCCAAACGCGCCGCCCGUACCGGAGGAGGAACGACAGGCUCAGGAAGAAGGUCUUCUGGUCUCAGAGAUCGCCACCUGUCCGUACUGCAAACAGCCGGAAUUUGGCAUCACCUAUACGCCUCCGCCAUUUCGACGAGGCCUAACAUAUGGCUCAGGCUCCCAUCCAUAUCAAGCCAUGUCUGCAAUGUCUUCACAAACGUCAGUGUCUUCUGCUGGCAUGUCAACCGGGCGGCGGAGAGGCACUUCUCUCUCCGCAAAUGCGCCCGAGGUCAUAACUACGGACAAAGUCCGUCCUGACUGGGCCACGAAGCUAGCUACUGCCCGUGCUCACGCUGCUCGCAGAUCAGCUGCUGCCACAGCCUUGCAUACUGCAGCGUAUAUGAUGAACAGCAGCCAGGCUGACCCACGGGCUUUCGGACCAUUCGGUCGACGUGGUGUACUGCGAAGACCUGCAGGUGACGGCAUGGACAGCCCGUCUGGCCCAAUGAGUGCACUGGCUCUUCUGGCCGAACGACAAGCCGCUCGGCAGGAGCAAGAAGCUCAAGGGCGCGCCAGUCCAUUCUUGCCUCCGCCUCGCCAAAGCAGCACGCGACGCAACAGGAUGGACGACCUCGAAGACAUGAUGCUAAUGGAAGCGAUCCGCCUAAGCUUAGCCUCCGAGGAAGAACGGCGGAAGAAGGAAGAAAAGGAUGCCAAGAAAGAGGCGAAAAAGAAAGCCAAGGAGCAGAAAAAGGAAGAGAAAGCAGCCCGCCGCAACACUCUGUUCGCCCCUUACUCCAACGAUAGCGGAAGCAGCAUGAUGGAGCGCUCCCGAAGCAAUUCUUUCUCUCUGGCUGACGAAGAAGAUCAGACAGUGGGGAAGGGAAAAGGUAUCGACAGGAGGACUUCGCCAGCAGACGAUAUGGGAUUGGACGGGCAGUCUUCGCGGAUGCCCUUUCUGGAUGUCUCCCUGUCUGGCACAAGUCAGGAAUCGCUUGCGCCCAGUCUGCCUAUACCCACGCCCGCCGAGCCAUUUAAGAGAUCUCAUUUGCGGCAGAUGUCUAACGCUUCAUCGACCACAUCGUCAAUUGUGGAAACCGGCCCAUCGACAUCUGUGCCUACAGGAUCCACGCCUCCAGGAACCGAGCCAAUGUUCAAUUUUCAGAGCUUAGCGGCUAUGAUUGGGGAAGAGGACAAGGCCGAUGAAUCUUCGCAUAUUGAGAAUGCCAGUCUUGAUGGUACAGGUGGUACUAAGGCAGGUCACUCCCCAGGACUGAAGACUAUUCCAAGCGCGGCCGGCGUGCUACCAGAUUUGACGGCUCGGGAAAAGGUUUUGCUGGGAGACCAGGAGGACACCAGGAUCAAUGGUGAGGCGUCUACACCCUGA